CAAACACACACACACUCAAUACUUCCCAUGUGUAAGCAUUCUCAAACACACACACACUUAAUACUUCCCAUGUAUAAGCAUUCUCAAACGCACACACUCAAAAACACACACACUCAAUAUUAACAACCUCUCCCUUGCAGAUGUACAGGCAUUCAUAAACACACGCUUGGGCACAUAUACACACACACACACACACACAUUCGCUGUGCUCACUCUCUCUAUGCCCGACAGCAAUCAGACCGUACACAAGCCCACUGAGAGACAAAUCUCCUCUUCUCACGCUAUGCUGAGGGCAUCUUCCAGGUCAAGGAGCAUCCAGCCCAGUCUAAAUAGCCUUGUGUUGACACUGUAAACAAACGACCAUGUUCCACGAGCUAAUGGGAACGUUCUAACUCAGUGUUUCUCAGUCCAAUUCAGGGGGUGCACAUUUUUGUCCUAGCCCAGCGCUAACAUUCCAGUGUUUUAAUUGCUAUAUUGUAAUUACUUAGCCACCAUGGCCUAUUUAUUGCCUUACCUCCCUCAUCCUACCUCAUUUCCACAUGCUGUUUAUAGAUUUUUCUACUGUAUUGUUUAUUCCGUGUGUAUUCCGUGUGUAACUCUGUGUUGUAUGUGUCGAACUGUUUUGCUUUAUCUUGGCCAGGUCGCAGUUGCAAAUGAGCACUAGUUCUCAACUAGCCUACCUGGUUAAAUAAAGGUGAAAUCAAAAAUAAAUCAAUAAAAAAUUAACAUAGCCUGUAAUCCUAGCAGAUUUCUUCCAUUGGCUAACGCUAACACAUGCCCCAAACAAAUCGACAUGUCAAGUCAACAUAUAGCCACGCCGUUGAUUAGUCGAGUCUGGUGUGUGAUUACGGGGCUGGAGCAAAAAUGUGAUUUCCCCCCCCCAGGAAUGGAUUGUGAAAGAAAGUCUGUUGUGUGGUGUCUAAUUGCGUUCAUUAUGUUCACAGGUUUUGUCUCUCACAGUGUGGUGACAACAGAAAAGAUUAGUGUUUCGUCAUCUUUUUGUUCUCUGCCUUUGUCGGUCUGUUUCUGUUGCGUGUACACUGUUCAAAACAUUAAGAACACCUUCCUAAUAUUGAGAUGCAGCCCCCUUUUUGUCCUCAGAAAAGCCUCAAUUCGUCGGGGGGAAUGGAUGAUGAAAAGCGUUCCACAGGGAUGCUGCCCAUGUUGACUCCAAUGCUUCCCACAGUUGUGUCAAGUUGUCUGGAUGUCUUCUGGGUGGUGGACCAUUCUUGAUACACGCGGGAAACUGUUGAGUGUGAAAAACCCAGCAGUGUUGCAGUGUCUUGCCCCUCUGAAUGGCCAACAUACACAAUCCAUGUCUCAAGGCUUAAAAAUCCUCCUUUAACCUGUCUGCUCCCCUUCAUCAACACAAUCUUUGAAGUGGAUUUAACAAGGGACCUCAAUAAGGGUAUUGAGAUCAUAGCUUUCACCUGGAUCAGUCAUAGAAAGAGCAGGUUCUUAAUGUUUUGUGCACUGUGUACAGUAUAUUGUGAAAAGGAUGUGAGAUGUGUAAUUGUAAAUCUCUCCGUCUCUCUCUCCACCAUUGCGCUCUGUGAUUGGCACAAUGGAACUGAUGUUCAAGUGCUCCGUUUUAGCUUCUCUCUCGUUCUCACCCCCCUCUCCACUAUUGUAUGAUGAAGGCUACAGUAUGUUCAAGUGCUCUGUUAUGGCGUCCAUUUCGCCCUCUCUCUAUUUCUUUAUCUCUGUUCCUCUCACUCUCUUCCUCUCCUCUUUUCCUCUCUGCCACGCUGCUCUGGUUUAUGGGAUUGUCUGAAAGGUGGGGACGCGUGCGACAUGACCUGCUCCCCCCGUUUGAGCUCUUCCCCGGGCCCGUACCUCCGCUCCCCUCUCUCUCCCGUGCCCUCCAACCUCGCCCACAGUCGCGACGUCGACGGUGUCAACCCGGACGCCGAGACAUGGAGCAGCGCCGAAGACGCGCCGCCUGUAAAGCUGAGGUCGCGUAGCUGUGACAACCUGCUCAACGACGGGCACCCGGGCGGCACCGGCGGGCACAAGGCUACCCGUUCGGAGAGCGCCGGGUCACUGGUAUUCGACAACCCGUUGCGGCAAACCGCAUCGUCCUCUAACCGCUCCUUGCCUCGCCCACACCGGCGACGUGCCCACGAUGCGCCAGGCUUCUUGAAGCUCUACCGCAAGAUGCACCACAUCGACCGCGCCCAGCUGCUGCCCUCUGACGUCAUCCGUUCGGUCCGUGUCCGCAUCCUGGAGCUGGAGCGCCAGCCGCACCUCUUCCCCCGAAAACUCUCCCCCUGGGGGCCGUCGUGGGGCCUGGAGGUCCCUCGCGAUACGGUGCCAACGCGCAUCUCCACAUACGAGCAACUCAUCCAGAAGUCCAAGUCGAUGCCCGAUUUGGGAGAUAGCGAGGUCCCGUCUGGCGCAACCACGCCCGGCGGGUCAUCGUCCCGCGCCAGUAGUAGCGGGGGAGGAGGCGGCGGGGGCAGGGAGACACCCGGGUACCCCAAACGGCGUUUCUCCAUUGAGUCUCUGCUAGAGGAGGACAUUAACAAUGGGAACGGGACGUCUCAUCACGCUCACCAGGGGGCGAGGAGCCCACCCGAGGGUCAGCCCCGCCUCGCCCUGGACCCCCACAAUUUCCCUGACCCCCACGUAUAUCGACGGGCUGCUGUCCCGGGGGCCGAGUACUCUGAGUCGGAGCAGGAUGUAGCCGCCUCGGACCUCAGUGACUUUGCCCAAGUCGAAGGAUCCUCCUUCUGCAGCGAGAGCGAAUUUGACCACUGCUCGCUCACCUCGUCAGUCGAGAGCUUCUACGGCCCCUCCUCCCACCACCACCACAGCCACCGCCACAGCCACAGCCACCACAACCCUAGUCAUCAGUCUCUCGGUCAGGGUCAGGGCUACCAGCACCGUCACCUCAUCAGCUCGUGUAAAGGACACUGCCCGGCCUCCAACACCCGCUUCACCACCAUGCUGCGCCACGAGCGGGAGCGGGCCCGCCAGGAGCUCCGGCAGAAACCCCCCCAGGCACAGCAAACCAGACACGGGGAAAGAGGAGGGAGCGGAGGGGACCACCAUGCUCUACCCCCCUCGUCCCAAGCAGCCCAAACCCAGCAGGGGAUGUCCAAGCUGGCCUUCCUCGUCAGUCCUGUGCCUUUCCGGAGGAAAAAAGGUGACUCUCCACCCACUUCGAGAAGAAGUAGUGGAGGACGAAGUACCAGGCCCAAGUCUAAAGAAGCAGUCUAUGAAGCUUUGGAUGCGGCAUUGAGGGAUAUCUACGAACACAUCCAAGCGGAGCGAGGCCGGAGCGGCGCUAGGCAACCAGACGAUAGUAUCCUCCGGAGGCUACUGGCUGAGAUCCUCCCGGAUGUGCCCGAGAGGAGCUCCUCGUUACGGGGGCAGAGGGGGAGCUGCAAGGGGGGUCCCUCCUCGAGCUCCUUGUACCCCGACGGGAGUCCAACGGUGUACGGCUCGUCGCCGCGGCUACAGUCACCGCUAAGUGCCUGUUACAGUCGUCAUACCGAAGCCUCCAAUAAUGACAACUAUGGAGAGGAGCCAGGCAACGGCAAUGCAGGUGGAGCAUACACACACACACAUACAUACACAGUACACACACCAACCAGCCCUUAGUCCCUCUCCUUCCUCAACUCCCCCAGUACUGCCUGCCUGUGACCACCUCCCUCCUACCAGUCACUGUGCUCCAGCAAUGGGCCAAUGAACAGAGCUGAGGUUAAAGAAGCCCUGUUCCUAUUGGCUCAUCCUCAAGACACCCAGGGGCCGCAUGCUUCCUCUUCAUUCCCUUAUAUGGUUAAAUGACGUUGUUGUUGACUGUAUUUGGUCCCCUAUCAUUUUGAGAUGUAUCGGUCCAUCCAUGACUAGGUUUAGUUGUGUUGUUGCUGGCGCAGAUCUCUUUUUGCUACGUGAUUCUCAGUUGUUGUUUUUGCUGUAUCGUUUCCCUCCCCUUUAUGUGCCUUGUUAUAUUGAGCCACUUGUAUUUUAUGAUUUUGUUAUGGAUGGUUUGUCAAUUGGAUUGAUGUAUUUUUGAAAUGUACCGUGAGCUCAAAGUAUUGGGACAGUGACACCAUUUCAGCUGUUUUUGGCUCUGUGGGCUCCAGCACUUUGGCUUUGAAAUGACACAAUGACUCGCGGGUUAAUCCUUAAGAGUCACCCGUGCGUCAGUCGAAGUAACAUAAUAAAAGAAAUCGUUCGGUUUCAGCUGGAGAUGUUGCGCGGACUGCAUCUCCAUCCCUCCCCCACAUCCUCUGACAGUAUGUCGGCCUUCCACGUCUGCCGUGGAUGGUGGCUGAGCUACAGCCGUGUUCGUCAGACCAUGAGACAUCCCGAUAUGGACAAUUUUUAUCAAUUGGAUAAUUAUAUUUUUGGAAUGUCCAGCGAUUAAAAAAAAAAAAAAAAGUUUUUUAUUUUUAAUUCCAUUUUUGUUAAUUUGUCCCUGUCCCAAUACUUUUGGAGCUCACUGUAUGUGCUUGCUGGUUGAAAUGACUUAUCCUUCUGUUCUCUUCUGUUCAAAUGUUCUGUUCCGGUUCUGUGACCUGCAUGCUUUUCCUUUCAAUCAUACUGUCCUACGCUAUCCAAACCAUGUGUUUUCCCCCGAAAUGGAAAUAAAAUGCAUUUUAAUUCAUUCAUUAUUUGAUUUAGUCAUUUUCCUGCCCGACACUCAUUCCCUGGAUGACGUCAUCGCCCAUUACGUAUACCAACGUGGUUUACUCAGGGAGGCCGCAACGCUACAGAACGCUAAGACACAGAAUACAUUGAGUAGAACAGACGUUCCGCUUUUAAUCGUGGAUAAUAGACAAUUGUGUCAGCUCUAUAAUGUUGCAUGUCCACCUGCAGCGUUCUGCACAUGUCACCCUUCUGAAUCCUCCCAUGGGAAAUGUAACGAAUAGAGCCAACAUGAUGUUCUGCAUAAAAGACGAUCGUGUCAGUUUCUGCACAAUGCAUUUCUAUCUGAGCAUGCUGUAACGUUUUCGCCCUUCUGAACGUGCCUCCCGGCGCCGCUGUGCAUGUGUCGUCCCAUCGCCGUGGUAACACUGUUUUGUUGACCCUGAUGAUAACCCCUGUUCCCCCC
Messenger RNA from Oncorhynchus gorbuscha (pink salmon), 5062 nucleotides. RefSeq names its product sorbin and SH3 domain-containing protein 2-like. The coding region runs from base 1795 to 3606 and encodes 603 amino acids. The record is from RefSeq and is a predicted model, not a curated record. NCBI's taxonomy places the organism in Eukaryota, Metazoa, Chordata, Actinopteri, Salmoniformes, Salmonidae. The transcript has a single exon.